AUGCUGCUGGGCGCUCUGGAGUGCUUAGUGCGCUGUUGGGAUCCUCCGGGGCGUCUCCGAGGUUGUCGGAUGGGUCCUGGGCUAGGUGGGCUUCUGGGUCGUUCCAAGGGCUUCUGGGCGCUCUGGAAUGCUCAGUGGGCUGGUGGGAUGCUCCGAAGUGUCUCCAAGGUUGUCGGAGGAGUCCUGGGGGCGCUAGGUGGGCUCCUGGGUUGUUCCGAGGGCUUCGGCGAUGCUCUGGGGUCCACGAUGGAGCUCUGGACGGUCUGGGGUCUUCAGGCGACUUCCGGGGCGGUCCGAUGA
Molecule: messenger RNA, 300 nt
Organism: Puccinia graminis f. sp. tritici CRL 75-36-700-3
Lineage: Eukaryota; Fungi; Basidiomycota; Pucciniomycetes; Pucciniales; Pucciniaceae
Exons: 1
Coding region: 1-300 (99 amino acids)
Source: RefSeq, a predicted model, not a curated record